AGUUCAAUAAAUAAUAAAAAAUAAAAAUAAAAAUAAAAAAACACUUCUGUGUGUGUGUGACCUCGCGUCCAUCACUUGAUCUGCUUGGACAUUUGACAAAACCCUUCUGAUUUACGUUUCCAUAUGAUUGUUCUGUUAUUUUCAGAUGAGUAUCUGAUGUUACAGUUAACACUGGCUCUUGUGCUUUCUGGGAACAUCUCACUUGGAUACAGAAACACUUGAAUUGUAAAUACAAUGCAUCUCUAUGAAAACUAUAAACACAGAAAGGUACAUUUGAGAAGCAGAACAGCAGAAACUGUGCAGAAGCCACCAUAUGCAAACGAACUGUUCUGAUAUAAUGUAUCUAGUAAAUAUUUGAUGACAGCCUGAAUUAGAAACAUGAAUCGAUAAUAUAUGCAGUGUCGUUUUUAUUUAUUCAUAAGUGUUUAUUUCCCUCAUUUUUUUGUCUAUACAUAAAUUCAUUAAUAGCCUGUUUGUUGAGGCUGUGAAAGAGCACAUUAUGUCGCUGCUGUUUGAUCAUGAAGUCUAAAGAGAAUAGGACAUCGGCUUUUGUUACCAGGAAGUGGGUCGCGUUAUUUAUAUUUCAACACUUGCGAGACCGGCGCGAGGGCGCGCGCUGGUAAUACGAAACUUAUAAUAUCAUUCUGCUCUUUAUACGAUUCGCCGGGAUUGAGGAGCUUGGCCUGAAUGAUGUUUUGCCACUAAGGUUGUAUGGAUAUCCACGAUAAAUCAACGAAAAGACAUUGACAAAACUCGCGCCAGGACACGGCUGCACGCCAGGUGGCGUUGUAAUGAAGAUCCAUGAGAAGAUUGUAACCCAUUACCUGUCCUGCACUUCACCUGUCGAUAAAGAGGGAUAUCUUUACAAAAAGAGAGAGAGGAACACCACUUAUCUGCGCCGCUGGUUUGUGUUGAAGGGGAAUCUGCUGUUUUAUCAGGAGCGUCCAGGCGACCGUAGCCUGUUGGGUGUGAUUGUUCUGGAGGGCUGCAUGGUGCAGGCGUGUGAGACGGAUGGCCAAUUCUGUUUCUCUCUGGUGUUCACUGGACCAGGCCUCCGCACGUACAGACUAGCUGCUGAUGACCACCUCAGCCAGGAGAGCUGGAUCGGUGCGCUGUUCUGCGCUAGUCACAUCUACCUUUCCAUGAUAGUCAGAGACCUGGAGAGACGCUACGAAGAAGCUAGAAGAGACAAAGGCCUUUGUGAUUCCAUCCAGACCUCAGCAGUAACUUCUACACCCAAUAAGAUAAUGGCUUCCUGGAACUCAGGACAACCCUAUUUCGUACAUGGGACUUCCAUAGUGCCCAGAGAUGGGCGGAGCUACAGCACCAGUUCUGUACCACCUCCAUCUAUGCCAAACAGACCCAUCAGCUAUAGUCUUCAUGCCCCUCCUAUUCAAUUCAAGACUACCAAUAAGCGAUCUCCAAAGCUCUGGCCCAAGAGAAAUGCCCAUGUUACACCCUUAAAUGGUCCGGCACCAUCUUAUGGGGAGUGGCCCGUUGUGAACUUUGAUCCUUUGGAAGAGUUUAGUAAACUGCACGAGUACUAUGGAAAUGAGAUUAAGCAACUAAGAGCUGAUUGGCUGAAGAAGAAGCGUGAGGAAGUGGGACGUGUCGAGGAAGACCUCAUUGAUCUUGGCUAGAGCAGCAUCUUAUAUACAUAUAUAUGUAUAUAUAUAUAUAUAUAUAUAUAUAUAUAUAUAUAAUGUAUAUAUGAAUGCAUAUAUCACAUAUAUGCAUUUGUUCAUGUUGUCGUCUAAAUAGUAAAUCUUGUUCUAAAACAAUAGAUUGAUGAAUGUAUUAAGAUGCAGUACUGGUAGAAUCCUGCUGUCUUUUUAAUUUUAUGAAGGCAUGCAGAUUAGCACUGACACUGAUCUUGUGGUGUUUUUUGAUAAAACAUUUCUCAUUUCCUCUCUGUGGUCUCUCAGCCUAUUUCCUUCUCACUUGAACUGUCGUAAAACAGACCCAAACCACCCCCUCUGUGUGCAGACAUUUAUGAUGGCAAGAGUUCAUAUUGGAUCCAAAGUACUUCAGAUACUGUCAAAUGAGGUUUGAUUAGAGACGAUACGUUAGUUGUAGAGUUGUAAAUGCAUGAUAAUAAUAUUUAAUUUGUUGCAUCUUUUAAAAUACGUACUGAGAGAGAGCCUAAUCAAUAAUGUGAUCUUGUGAAGAGGGCGACACAAGUGACUUUAGUUCAGCCUUACAGAACUUGUUUCACACAGUUGAGGAGGUUUCAUAAACAAACUGAAAUACACGCCCUUUAUAUAUUCUUCCUCUUUAACAACAUCUCAAUUCUUUGGGGAUGUAGAUGUGCCUUUUUUCUUUUGGUUUCUAGUGUACUCAACACAUUUGGAACAUUAAACACAUUAGAAGCAAGGUUUUUUUUGUAUUACAGUCAUAUCAGUAAGCAUCAAAAUAAACUGUCAUGUUUGUAUGCAUUAAGCAUUUCAGAGGUGCAGCUCUUCAUACUGUAGGUCAGCAGAGGGCACUGCACUUCACCAACAGUACUACUACCUUUAUUCAGCCGUGCUUCAGGUACAGGGGUCACUAAUAAUAUUAUUAUUUAAUGUUCUAUAUGUAAUUAUAUAUAGAUGAUAUCAGUAAUGUUGGACAUGUUUUUAUUGUAUAAAUGUUUUAUAUAUUCACAGUUUCUAUGAUCACCAUGCUCAGUGUGUUGUCUUAAUUUAAUAUACAUCAAUUUUGUUAUAAUACAUUUGAUUUAAUGAAUUUUGAUGCUAAUUUGUUUAGGGAUCAAUUUGAUUGUUUUAUCUAGUAUUUAUCCUCGAAUGUCAAUUCUGUAAAAAUAAGUUUAAUUUAAUGCUAAGUUUAAUUUACUAAGUUACAUUUUGAGUCUGUAUUUCAGCACUGCAUAUUGCACAGCAUCAGCAAGAACAUUUUUUAAAUCAGUAGGGCUGUUUGGUUUAUUCAAUGUUAGUGUAUAUUUUAUUGUACUUUAUUCAACUUUUAUGGUGAACUAUUAUAUUAUUGUAUCAAUCAAAUUAGAAUAAAAGUCCUGUUCUGUUAA
This is a messenger RNA of Onychostoma macrolepis, 3022 nucleotides long. RefSeq names its product PH domain containing endocytic trafficking adaptor 2 (gene pheta2). Gene Ontology annotation, biological process: receptor recycling; retrograde transport, endosome to Golgi; endosome organization. The transcript is spliced from 4 exons. Gene Ontology annotation, cellular component: recycling endosome; trans-Golgi network; early endosome. Bases 792 to 1640 code for a protein of 282 amino acids. The record is from RefSeq and is a predicted model, not a curated record. NCBI's taxonomy places the organism in Eukaryota, Metazoa, Chordata, Actinopteri, Cypriniformes, Cyprinidae.